This is a messenger RNA of Alosa alosa (allis shad), 3605 nucleotides long. RefSeq names its product RUN and FYVE domain containing 3 (gene rufy3). The coding region runs from base 793 to 2844 and encodes 683 amino acids. The record is from RefSeq and is a predicted model, not a curated record. The transcript is spliced from 19 exons. Gene Ontology annotation, biological process: regulation of axonogenesis. Gene Ontology annotation, molecular function: metal ion binding. NCBI's taxonomy places the organism in Eukaryota, Metazoa, Chordata, Actinopteri, Clupeiformes, Clupeidae. Gene Ontology annotation, cellular component: cytoplasm.
CUGCUCAUUAAGGCAGCCAUCUUGGUCAACACCCACCCUGCGUGCAUCGCUAGCCAAUCCAAUUAACCGAAGCGGAGGGAGCCAUACAUGUGUGUGCGUACUCAGUGUGUGUGUCAGUGUGCUGAGCAGAGACAGGGCUGUGUGAUUCCAGUAGCGCCACUGAGGAGCCCAGCGAACAGCGCCCAAAUCCCUGUUGGCCCAUUCUGUGCUGAGACACGACAGAGCAAGAGAGGGAGAGAGGCAGGGCAAGCCCUUUAUUUCACACGCGGGGGUUUCUACUUGCUCAUUCACCAGAGGAGAACAGCCACAGCAGCAGCAGCACCACCAUCACCCGUGAGCACACCAGUAGGCGCAGCAGUGGAAGACAAGGAGAAGUGGGGGGAGGUGCAGACAGCACAAGCCGAAUCCGAAGAAGAAUAGCAUCCCUAUCUGAGUCCUGCUGUUUGCCUGUUUUUUUCUCCUCCUCCUCCUCCUCCUCCUCCAUCCAUUCCCCGUGUUGCUCUUUGUUUUCCUCUCGUGUUUUUUUCCCUCCGCUCUGCUGAUUCACUGGUGCUGUUGGAGACGACAGGCAGAGCGUAAAGAAUUCUCCUCUCCUUCCUCCUUCCCCCCUCCUCCUCCUCCUGCUCCUACUCUUUAUUUUCUGGUAUUCUCUCUGGAUUUUUUUCCUCACUUGUUUUUUUGGAGAGGUGCCUGGCUUGGUUUGGGUGAGCAAGCGAGGAGGGGACCUUUUCCUGGAAUCCGUGGCGGCGGUGGCGUUGUUGUUGUUAUAGUAGCAUCAGCUGAGUCAUCAUCAUGUCCGACCUGACGCCUCAGAGCGACGCCCCAACCCCCACCACCGACAAGAUCACGCAGGCCGCCCGCGAGACCAUUUACCUCUGCAACUUCCGCGUGUCCGUGGACGGAGAAUGGCUGUGUCUGCGCGAACUCAACGACAUCUCCCUCACGCCCGACCCCGAGCCGGCCCACGAAGACUCAUGGGAGGAUUUCACAGAUUUGGUGGAACAAAUGCGCUUGCUUGAUGAGUUUAAAGAUCCCAAGGACCCUAUCGCCAUCGAGAGGCUCAACCUGAUGAACAUGGCUAAGCUGAGCAUCAAGGGCCUGAUUGAGUCGGCGUUAAACCUGGGUCGGACGUUGGACUCCGACUACGCCCCGCUCCAGCAGUUCUUUGUGGUGAUGGAGCACUGCCUCAAACAUGGACUUAAAAGUAAGAAGACCUUCCUGGGACAGAACAAGUCAUUUUGGGGUCCGCUGGAGCUGGUGGAGAAGCUGACACCUGAAGCUGGAGAAAUCACAGCCAGCGUGAAAGACCUGCCUGGACUCAAGACCCCGCUGGGCAGAGGGCGCGCUUGGCUAAGGCUGGCCCUCAUGCAGAAGAAGCUGUCCGACUACAUGAAGACCAUCAUCAACAGGAAGGACCUGCUAAGUGAGUUCUAUGAGGCCAAUGCUCUGAUGAUGGAGGAGGAAGGAGCAGUGAUCGCUGGGCUGCUGGUGGGCUUGAACGUGAUCGACGCCAACCUCUGCAUGAAGGGAGAAGAUUUGGACUCACAGGUGGGGGUUAUAGAUUUCUCAAUGUAUCUGAAGGAUGGCGGCCACAGUAGCAAGAGCACAGAAGGUGAUGGACAAAUAACAGCCAUUCUAGACCAGAAGAAUUAUGUGGAGGAGCUGAACAGACAUCUAAGUGCGUCAGUCAACAACCUUCAGGCCAAAGUAGACGCCUUGGAGAAGUCCAACUCCAAACUCACAGAAGAGUUGGCGGUAGCAAAUAAUCGUGUGAUCACCUUACAAGAGGAAGUGGAGCGGAUCAAGAUCGAGGGCUUCUAUCCUGCAGACAAGGUCCCCAGAGCGGAUGGCAGUGCAGAGGGCCAGGUGCUUGGGGAAGCUCGCAAGCAGCUCAAGGAGGAAACCCAACUAAGACUGGAUGUGGAGCGGGAGCUAGAGGUGCAGAUCGGCAUGAAGCAGGAGAUGGAGCUGUCCAUGAAGAUGCUGGAGAAGGACAUCUGCGAGAAGCACGACGCCCUGGUGGAGCUGCGCCAGCAGCUGGAUGACCUGCGGACGCUCAACCACGAGCUGCAGCACAAGUCGCAGAGUGCAGAGUCCGGCUCCAAACAGAAGACCGAGAUCAUCAGUCGCCUGGAGGAGAAGACCAACCAGAUGGCCGGCACCAUCAAACAGCUGGAGACCAGAUCCAAGCAGGCGGAGCGGCAGAGGGACCUGGCGGAGGAGGCCAACCGCCUCUUCAAGCAGGAGUUCGGGGACAAGAUUGAGAGCUUGCAGGAGGAGCUAGAACAGCUGAGGAAGCAGAAAUCCAGCUUGGAGGGAGAGCUGAAGAGGCAGAGGGAGCCUCGUGGAGGCCAGCACCAUGACAACGGCUCGGGGGACAAAAAGAGCUCCGUGGCCUCUAACAAAGACAGCAGGCAGCAGGUGGAGGACAUAAGAAAGUCCCCUUACAGUGUAUUCCCACUUGAUGUCCAUCCUGCACUAUCUAUUGUGCGUAUGCCUUGCCUUCUACAGGAGCUGGAGUCGGUCAGAAAAGAGAAUGACACUCUACGCACUGUGCUGGAGGAGAAAUCGAGUCUCAGUUCCAGCUUGUCCCUAUCACAAAAUGAGGAAGAGGAUGUGCAGGAACAGUCCUUAUUCGAGGACCUUGAGCCCUUCAUCUGCACAAUGUGUGAAAAAGAAGACUCCUUGACCAGGACCAAGAAGCAGUGCAAGAACUGCAGAGGGCUCUUCUGCGAGAGCUGCCUGGCCAACGAGUUACCCCUGCCCUCCUCCAUCAACCCUGAACAGGUCUGCGACUCCUGCUACUCCCAGCUUUUGCAACAGUAUGCAUCGAGCCCACCCUGAGGCAUUCACACACACACACACACACGGUGCAUAUCACAGAUUUCAUCAUUCUGAAUAUCAGAGCGAUGCACUUUUGACUCUUCAAAUGGGACUUUUGAAAUAAGGCAUUUUUUUUUCCGUAUCAAACUUUAAACCAAAAAAAACAAAAAUAUAUAUAUAUAUAUAAAUUAUCAUUUGCUCUAAUGUGUAAUGAUUUACAGUCACAUUUGCUUCUUGAAAGGGAUGCUUAGGGAUACUUUUGUUGUUUUUAAGUGCUCUGUGUGUGAGAAGCCUUUGGGAAGUAGUACUCCACUGCACACAUUCAUAUCUGCAUUGCAUCUUAAUCGUAUCAUGUCGCAAGUGAUGAGUGAUGUUGUCCACCAAGUGGAUUUAUACAGUUCUUGUAUUACUUGAAUUGUGUAUGAAAGUUUCUUUGAACUCCCUUAUCCUUUCUGCUCUUGUAUGUUCUUAAUAGUUUGGCAGUAUAUUUCAUGCUUGACUAACAGAAUGGCAAUUAUUGUAACUAGAUGAUGGCUGAAUUGAUUUAGAAAUCUUUUUACUUUUUUCUGGAAAGAGUAGCACUGUUGUAAACUGUGAUGGCCUAAGCCUGUAACAGAAUCACUACAUCUCAAACUGUGCAGGGCUGCUUUUAUUAUGGAAUGCUGACAUCAUGGAGGAACACUGUUUCUUUCGCCUUCAAAACGGACUGAUACUUUGUUGAUCUGAAGCUGAUUGACAAGUUGCAUUUUACUUGAUGUUUUAAUAAAAUUUUUAAAUCUUGA